AUGAGGGACGCUAGGGAUGCUUCAGUCAUUCUAGCAGAACAAGGUGGCCACCAUAUCGAAGAUGUGAAUGAAUCUUUUCACAUCUUAGAAAAUUUCCAUCCCCAAUACAUCCUAGAGAAUGUUUGGAAAAACUUAUGUGCUUAUUGGAACACUCCUAAGUGGAAAAACAUAUCUGCAUGUGCAAAGGAAAACCGCAACACUCCCGAUGCUAAUGGGAAGACUGGGAGGCACACAGGCGGGAGCAUUGGAAAUGCUGACCAUCGCAGGAAACUGAAAGAAGCAACAAGUAAAGAUCCAUCAUGGUUGGAUCUGUUUAUGAAGACCCGUCUUGAUAAGGAAUCAAAGAAAAGAUAUUUUGAAGGUGAUCGUUCCAAUUUGCACUUUUGCUCAGAGACUGCACGUCAGGGACAUAGACAGAAAGGGACCCACAAGGGUCGUAUGUAUGGGAUUGGGACUGCCGAUAGUCAGUUUUUGUUUACGGGGUCACUAUCUGUGGGGGGUGACAGCUCACAUUAUGUGCAAAAUGAAGAGGUAGAAAGAUUGCGCAAUGAAAUGGCUAGCAUGCGGGAAGCUGAAGCACAAAGGGAAGCACGAGACGCACAAAGGGAAGCACGAGACGCACAAAGGGAAUUGGAAAUGGAGGAGAUGCGAAAAAAGCAUGCCUUGCUUGAAGCACAAAUGACGGAUUUUUUCAAGCAAAACAAUUUCUCUGGAAAUCCACCACAAAGAAACUAG
Molecule: messenger RNA, 735 nt
Organism: Lactuca saligna
Lineage: Eukaryota; Viridiplantae; Streptophyta; Magnoliopsida; Asterales; Asteraceae
Source: the annotation of a GenBank genome assembly